Molecule: messenger RNA, 555 nt
Organism: Eucalyptus grandis
Lineage: Eukaryota; Viridiplantae; Streptophyta; Magnoliopsida; Myrtales; Myrtaceae
Exons: 4
Coding region: 1-555 (184 amino acids)
Molecular function (GO): catalytic activity
Source: RefSeq, a predicted model, not a curated record
AUGGCGAAGGGAUUGCCUCCUCGUCCCCCGGAAACCCCACGCCCUCUUCGAGCCCGAGCCUUUUCUCUCUCUUUCUCGCACUACACAACCAGAGCAGCGAGAGCGUCUUUGAUCUUGCUCGCGAGCUCCGGCGCGGCGAUCGUCUCUCUUCGCUGCCGACCCCCGAGCCCGCCGGCGGCGGCCCGGAUCCGGAGAUUCUGCCCCGGGAGUAGAAGAGCGCUCGGGAGCUUCUCGGUCGCGUUCAUGGCUUCUCUCGAGAGCUCUGGGCCGGAAGUGGUCACCAUCGACGUUCUCGCGGCCAGGGAUCUGGUCAGCUCCGGCCACCGUUUCCUGGACGUGAGGACCGAAGAAGAGUUCAAGGAGCGUCACCCCGAGGCGGAGGACGUCUUGAACAUUCCCUACCUCUUCGUUACCCCGGAAGGUAGAGUGAAUAAUCCUCAGUUCAUGGAGCAAGUUUCAUCGGCCUAUGGAUUGGAAGAUCGCAUUGUGGUCGAGGAUCUUCUCGUCCGAUCGUCUCUCGCGCUCGCUCAGAGAGAAAGAGAACUGACUGGCUAA